This is a messenger RNA of Rhinocladiella mackenziei CBS 650.93, 2406 nucleotides long. RefSeq lists its product as uncharacterized. Gene Ontology annotation, biological process: ribosome biogenesis. The transcript has a single exon. The coding region runs from base 1 to 2406 and encodes 801 amino acids. Gene Ontology annotation, molecular function: nucleic acid binding; ATP binding. The record is from RefSeq and is a predicted model, not a curated record. Lineage: Eukaryota; Fungi; Ascomycota; Eurotiomycetes; Chaetothyriales; Herpotrichiellaceae. Gene Ontology annotation, cellular component: nucleus.
AUGGCAGAUGAUGGCCUGCUUCUGAAUUUUGCGGUCUCUGAGAACCCCACCUCCCGUGUCCAGAAGUUCAAAGGUGGGUCGUGGAAAGAUCGUUUGAGAGCGAAGCGGUUUGCCCAAAGAGGCGGACAGAGAAGACGAGAGAGUGCGAACACUGUCCCUGUACUGCCACGACACUCAAAGAAUCACCUCGAGAAGACGGAGGAUUUCCCGGACUCGAGACCGGUCAAGAGGAGGCGUGAAAAUGGAUAUAUAUCCAAGUCGGACGAGGUCGCGGGCAAGCGUGGUCCGCAAGACCAGAGGCUGAGUGGACAGAAAUCUGUAUCAGGCUCUCGUGAAGUUAUCUCCUCUCUAUUCACCUACAAUCCCAAGCCUUGGACGACUGCCGAAGAGCCCAAAGAUGCACUUCGAGAAGAAGAACCGGCAGCGCCCUCGAAUGCACCACUUGUAGACGGCAUAGACACAUUCACAUCUCUGGGACUCUCACCAGCGGUUGCCACUCAACUCUUGACCAAGAUGGACCUCGAAUUUCCGACUGCAAUCCAGAAGGCGGCGGUGCCUCAGAUGUUGAAGGAUGACAGUGAUGUCUUUAUACAAUCCGAAACGGGCUCGGGCAAGACCCUCGCGUAUCUUCUCCCACUUGUACAACGAAUCAUGGUGAUGUCCGAACUGCGGAAAGACCGACAAGAGACAACUCAAGAUUCGUCAUUACAUCGAGAUUCAGGGUUAUUCGCAAUUAUCCUUGCUCCUACACGAGAAUUGUGCAAACAGAUCUCUGUGGUUCUUGAACGCUUACUUGGGUGUGCACAUUACAUUGUUGCUGGAACGGUCAUUGGUGGUGAAAAGAAGAAAUCCGAAAAAGCGAGACUCCGUAAAGGGUUGAAUAUCUUGGUGGCGACCCCCGGUCGUUUGGUAGACCACCUUGACCAUACGAAGGUGCUUGAUGUGAGCAGUGUUCGGUGGCUUAUUCUCGACGAAGGAGAUCGCUUGAUGGAUUUGGGCUUCGAACAAGACAUCACGAAGAUUGUCAGGACUCUGGACCAAACGAAGCGGAAGAGUACUAGACCCGGACUGCCUGAUCGGCGAACGACGGUCCUUUGCUCAGCGACGUUGAAGAUGAAUGUCCAGAAAUUAGGGGAAAUAAGCCUCAAGGAUGCUAUUCUGAUCAAAGGCGACCCAAGCAGCACCGACAACCGAAUGGAUGGCGAGGGCAAUGGCACAGAUUCCGCUUUCCUUGCUCCCGCCCAGCUCAAACAAUCCUACCUGAUUGUCGCAGCCAAAUUACGACUGGUGACCCUGGCAGCACUACUAAAACGAACCUUUGCAAGGAAAGGGUCUGUUAUGAAAGCUAUCGUUUUCGUCUCUUGUGCCGACUCUGUUGAGUUUCAUUUCAAAGCAUUUACUAGAGCUUCGGAGGCAGAGUCAGAGGGAGACCGGCCCGCGAACGACAACGUAUCCGAUUCCGACGUCGAGUACGUCAAAGAGUCCACCAAGUCUGCUAUAACUUCCCCUGAGGCUGACUCAAUCUCCCCAUCCGCCACUCUCUCGUCCCCAAACAAUCAGAUUACCCUGUACAAACUCCAUGGCUCCCUCCCUCAAGCAACGCGAACCAGCAUAGUAAAACAUUUUGCCAACACCACAUCGCCUUCUCUCCUUAUCGCCACAGAUGUUGCCUCGCGAGGCCUCGACCUGCUCAACCUCGAUCUAGUAAUCGAGUACGAUCCCGCUUUCAGUUCUGACGAUCAUCUACACCGAAUAGGCCGUACCGCCCGCUUGGGUCGGGAUGGACGCGCCAUCAUCUUCCUCCUUCCUGGCAAGGAAGAAGGCUACGUCUCCGUACUGAAGAGUUCAUACAAGAACUCCUCCGACACAUCCCGGAACGUCACGCAGACCUCCGCCGACGAGGUUCUGAAAAAGGGCUUCUCACCUCCCUCUGGCGUCAUCCCAACCAAGAACCAGAAUCCCGACCGAAAUUGGGAAGUCCACACCACCGACUUCCAACUAGAAAUUGAGCGUUGGAUCCUCUCAAGUCCAGCCACAAAGGAACUUGCAAAACGGGCAUUCCAAAGCCAUAUACGCGCGUACGCCACGCACGUCGCUGCCGAGCGGAAAUGGUUUGACAUUAAAGACCUGCACCUCGGGCACCUGGCCAAGAGCUUUGGCCUACGCGAUCCGCCCGGCAGGGUUAAUGUUGUAGGACAAGGGCGGAAGAACUCCGGCCGGAGCCGGAAUGGUAGAGCCGAUCAUCGAGACGCAGACGGUGGCACUGCUACGGACGGGAAGGCCGGUGGACCAGAGCCUGACAUGACAGGCAACGUCGACGAGGCCGCGAAGAAAAUGCGAGACAGGAUCCGGAAGAAUAACAAGAUGAUGAUGGGGGGUGGUGCGGAUGAGUUCAAUAUCGCUUAG